GUGUCGGGGCAGCAUGUUUACAGCGAGUCGCGGUCCUAAUUAGUUGACCUAAACGAUUGACUCGCCUCACUUGAGUCUUCCUCGGAGACGCUGAGCUCGAUUCAGGGCGGAGAAUGUUUUUGUGUCGCGUGAGGCUGUCUGCAGCGGCUCUGGAUCAGGCGUUCAAGCCAGCGGCCGCGUUUCUAGUGCAACUUACAGCAAACAGACAGGGUGACGGCACUUUACACAAGGGCCACGCGCUUCAGGGACACCGGUGUUUCUCUGUGACCGUCCGGGGUGUCGGUACAACUCGUGUGCGCCCGGGGAAACCACAACCGGAGCCGCAAGCCGGCCAGAACUGGGACUCCUCGUCUGGUGCUGUAAUCACGGACUGGGCACACUUGGACCGGGUGGCAGCUGUAGCUGCGAAUCUCUCCCAAAGCGUGCAAAGUGAGGCCGGUCAUUCAGACGUUAUCAGGCAGCCGCUCGUCCGUGCGAGCGGGCGGUACAGCAGCAGAGGAGAGCCGGUGUGUAAUGUUCUGUUUACAGGUAGCUGGGGGGUUUCCGGUCGACUCUGCGCCACCAGGACCAUGCAGACCAGAGCCUCGUCCACGAAGAGCAGCGACGCCGGCGAGGGACAGCCGGCUGCCGGCAACAAAGGGGAGGAGCAGAAUUUAAAGGAGGCCUCGACUACUUCCUCAUCUACUGCGAAGGCCCCGGGGGAGCCGGAGCCAGACGGAGGAAAACCCAACAAGACCCAGCAGCUAAAGAAAGUCUUCAAAGAGUACGGAGCGGUGGGAGUUUCCUUUCACGUCUGCAUCUCCCUCAUGUCCCUGGGAAUGUUCUACCUCCUUAUAUCCAGUGGGAUCGAUAUGGGGGCGAUGCUGUGCAAGCUGGGCUUCAGUGAGACAGUCGUUCAGUCUAAGAUGGCAGCGGGGACGAGCACGUUCGUCGUGGCCUACGCCAUCCACAAGCUCUUCGCUCCGGUUCGCAUCAGCAUCACUCUGGUGUCGGUGCCGCUCAUUGUGCGCUACUUCAGAAAGACUGGUCUCUUUAAACCACCCACACCUGCACCCUGAUGACCCCCCUCUGCUCCUCCGCUGCCUGAUUAAGCAACAAACAUCCUGACUCUUAAUGGCCGCCUGUAUAUAUCCUUACUCAUUUGCCUUUGUCUAGAAAUGCCUCGUCUUUUCUCAGUUGUGGUUGUGAAUUCAGGUUUCCUACGUUAGUUCCAGUUUUAACAGAAUCAAAGUGUUAAAUUGUGUUGCUGUAGGAUUAAAAAGUCUGUAUUUGAAGUCAUGCCUUAAUAUAUGUGCAUUCCAAAAACCAGAAACAACGGCUGAAAAAGCUCAGAUAUUUAUUUACAAUCAGUACGAUCAGGGAUUUUAAGUUUCAGUCCGAAGUUCUUUCAGUAGGCAGGUUUGUCUCUUAAUGCUGUGAAGGUUCCCCGUGGGGACAAGUGGAAAAAAGCUGAUCUCCCUCCACUGUUUGCUGACUAGACCAUGUUCUGGUGUUAUGUGAAUCAGCAGAAUAAUUUGGGUUCUCGUUGUCUCCUACCUCUCUCCUUUUCCCUCCUUACUUGUCCCCGACUCUCUCUCUCUGUCUCUCCUGCACUCUUUUUAUUCUCUGUUGUUUUGCUUCCCUCCUAUUUCUCUUCUCAGCAUCCCUCCUGGCAUCCAUUUUCCUCCUCCUAUAUCCCCUUCCUGUUCCUCUCCUCUCUUUCUCUCUGUCCUCUCUCUCUCUUGUUCUUUGCAAAUGCCACUGCCCAAGCGCUAAUUUGGAGUACAUUAAUCUCUGAGUGAAGCUGAUUGUAGUUCAUUGCAAGCUUUGGAUGAAGAAUGUUGGUUUGUGAGGGUUUAUUUUUCUGAUUGAACGGACUGUAUUUAACUAUUAAAAGGGAAUGUUCU
Messenger RNA from Chelmon rostratus (copperband butterflyfish), 1886 nucleotides. It is a transcript of the gene mims2, whose product is annotated as family with sequence similarity 210 member B. The transcript has 3 exons. Gene Ontology annotation, cellular component: mitochondrion. The record is from RefSeq and is a predicted model, not a curated record. Lineage: Eukaryota; Metazoa; Chordata; Actinopteri; Chaetodontiformes; Chaetodontidae. Bases 114 to 1058 code for a protein of 314 amino acids.